Molecule: messenger RNA, 4642 nt
Organism: Acanthopagrus latus (yellowfin seabream)
Lineage: Eukaryota; Metazoa; Chordata; Actinopteri; Spariformes; Sparidae
Product: nectin-1-like
Exons: 12
Coding region: 1891-3711 (606 amino acids)
Biological process (GO): homophilic cell-cell adhesion; heterophilic cell-cell adhesion
Cellular component (GO): adherens junction
Source: RefSeq, a predicted model, not a curated record
UGUCAGCCAGCUAACAGCAAAGGGCGUUUAACAGAGUCAGACAAGUAGGAGGUAUUUCAGUUAGACCUCAGAUGUUGGAAUUUAUGGCUUGUUUUGUUUGUUUGUUUUUUUAAUUUCAAAACAUGUAUUCAUGCUUCCAUGGUGAGUGUUACAACACAUCUGUCAUCUUGUGCAAGAGUAGAGCAGUUUAGUAAGUUAUUUGAUUAUAUAAAUGUUGACAAACCAUGCUGGGAGUGUAACAUGGUGUUUGUCUUUGAAAAGGGCUCUUUUCAGGUGCUGUAUGUGCUCCACCUGUCAGAUUUAUGACCCAGAGCACAUCUGGUACCCACAUCUGCAUGCCAAAAUUGAGUUGUACCCAAAAAUGAAAGAAGUAUUCAUGUCCUUUACUUGAGCAAAAGUACCAAGACUUAUGUAUGCCUAGUUCAUUUAACAUAAGUGGAAAUCACCGGGGGGGACAGGGAAGCCGAACCCCUGAUUCCAGGGGAAACCAGAGAUUUUUCCCCAGCAAUGAAAACAUAUAACAGUAAUAUGUAGUAAUGUCUUUAAAAACACUUCUGCUAGUUAAAGAUGCAAAAUUCUAUUUUUAAAAGUGGGUUCCCUCCUUUCUAAGCCACACCCUACAUUUCUUCUGGUGAAAACAUUUCAUGGAUUCCAUUCCAAACCACUCAAGUGUGGUAACGCUAAAUACAAGUGACAGCUGAACCUAUGCCUUGGUCACACAGAACUCUGUUAUGUUCUGUUCACAGUAAUACAGGAAAUGAUGCUGAUGAUAUAUUACACAUUACACAUUACUCUCAAAAAUACUAAUCCCUUACAUUACAUGAUUACCCCCUGAGGAAAGUAAUUAGUUACAUUACUCAUUACAUUCAUGUUGCUCCACAGUUCCUUUUAACAAGCUUUGUGUGUGCGUGCUGUCUCUGUAGGUGCUUUGUUAAGUAUGAGGUAGUGUUAGCAGCGGUGGAGAGAAGUUUGCAAUACGGGCAAAGUGUGCUCCUUACAGUCAAGUUAUUUUCCUUACGUUCAACAAAUUCAAAGUAAUCUUUGUAUCUCCAACCGUCAAAAGUGGCUUUACGCAGUGGGGGGUCUUCAGGCAAGUCACAUGCAGCAGCAUGUUCUGCUCAUGUUGUCCCAUUUUCCCUUGCGGGUGGCGACUAACCAAUCGGUGAUGGUGAAAGAUACCUUGUGCCAAACCCCAACCAAUCACUGUUCCAUUAUUGACGGGUAGGUUCUCUUUGAUUAGGGUGGCUUGUGUGGAUAAAAGUUCAUCCACGCAAGUGUAGGUACCAAAGGUACGGUAGUGGACAUUGGACUAUUUGUUGACUCUGAUCCACAAAACAAGGGCUAUGUCUCUCACGGUAGCUGUACAGAAGCUUGUUGUAUGCAUGGUGUCCCAAACACGACUAGAUAUUUACCAUGAUUGAUAUCUUUUGAGCAUCUGUGAGGCAUUGGGGAGCUUUCAGAUCCUGUUAUUGAACAGUUCACAUCUAGCGCCAAUUUGCCUCUUAAUCUAGGGGCUAAAAUUAAGGCUAUGAUCCUGUAUCCUACUAGUGUGAACCCCACAUAAAGUGGGAUUACCCUACUUAAAGGGGACAUAUUAUGCAAAACCCACUUUUUCCUUGCUUUACGAUGUAUAAUUGCAUAUCCGGAGUGCCUCCCGACCCCUUAAGAGUGAUUUACAACCUCUACGUCAAUGUUUUGUAAACAGGCAGAGUCAGGAAAUGUGUCUCUAAAAGAGCCAUUUGGAUUUCACCCGUACUGUUACGUAACAGUGCGGGUGAUUUGAAUACUCCCGCCCUCAGGCUGGAUAUCUCCUCCCAUAUUACUCCGGCUACCUGAAGGAGGAUCCGCCAUUUUCUCGCUUCACUUGUAUGCGAUAGCCUGACCGCUAGCAUGUACAACCCGAAAGCCAAGCACUCCUGCUCUGUCGUCGGAUGCACGGACACUCAUGUUUCCCUACAUCGCCUCCCUACCAAAGAGGAUACCAGAGCGAAGUGGCUAAAUUUUAUUUUUCAGGGAAACGUCCCAGCUUCACUGAGCAAAAGCGUUGUUGUCUGUGCCAAUCAUUUCACACCGGACUGUUUCAGCAACCAGGGUCAGUAUCAGGCUGGACUGGCAACGAGAUUGUUGCUCAAAGAUGGAUCGAUACCCACUGUCCAUGGUAACGCCACAGAAGAAGAAACUCAAAGCACAUCUGUACAGCAGCCAGUGGUGCAUCAUGUUGCUUGCCAGACAGACCAACCAGUGAAAUGCACGGUUGGCACACAGCUGUCCAUGAGAACCCUCCGGCCUCACUUCAGAAGCACAGGCACACAGAAAUCAGUGUCCUGUGCUGAGGUUGGAGUUGGCACCUCAAACAUUCCCCUCUCUACUUCUCAACCAUUCCUAUCAUCAACCCCAAUCAAGAGACCAUGCAAAAGGGCUCGCUUGGAACUGGAGGAGGAGGAGGAAGAAGAGGAUCCAUUGGAGGGCAGUUCAUUCAUGGACAUUCCCGACCCCAAGGAUUCUACGUAUAAUCCUGAGGAAUCUGUCACAGUUUUGUCUGAGUCAGUAGAUGUGACACUGGAGCCUUCCUGCCCUGUUCAUAAGACACCAACAUAUAUUGUCUAUGAAAAGUGUCUGAUGGAGCUGUUUGAGGUGUGCCCUGUCUGUCGGCGUGUUUCAGACGUUCAGACAAGAAGGAUAGGCACUUUCCUCUCUGUAGAACAGACAUGCCCACAUUGUCAGUUCUUCAGAAAAUGGAACAGCCAGCCAGUUCUGGGAAGCACACCAGCAGGAAACCUCCAGCUCUCAGCUGCAGUAUACACCACAGGAGCAUCUUUCUUUAAACUUGAAAAGAUCUUCCGGGCAAUGCAGCUGAAGAUGUUUCAGUAUGACACUUUUCGCCGUCAUGCACGGUCAUACAUAGAGCCUGCCAUCAUACACACUUGGAAGACUGUACAGGACGGCAUGAUGGAGCAGCUCAGUCAGCAGGAGAGUGUUAUCCUAGGUGGCGACUUAAGGGCUGACUCUCCAGGCCACUCUGCCAAGUUUGGCAGUUACUCAAUGAUGGACCUGAGGAGCAACACUAUUGUUGACAUACAGCUGGUUCAGAGCAACAAAGUCGGUGGAAGUUAUCACAUGGAGAAAGAAGGUCUGAAGAGGAGCCUUGCUCUCUUGGAGGCACGUGGUGUUGCAUUGGACAGCAUUGUCACAGACCGUCACCCUCAGAUCCAGAAGUUCCUGAGGGAGGCCAAAGUGACACAGUACUACGAUGUCUGGCAUAUUGAAAAAGUCCCCCCCACUGACGUGAUCAUUAGCGAAUGGGCUUCUAACUCGUUUGAAUGUGUGACUGAAGCUAAUCCAGAUGCAAAUUUCACUUGGAAAAGGUCGGACAACUCUUGGCCUCAGUCUGCCGUCAGAGUAGAAGGUGCAUCAUUACAGAUUCUAAGCAUGACGUCUCACCUGAAUGGACUCUACCAGUGUGAGGCCUCAAACCCUUAUGGAACAAAACGCAGUCACCUCUAUCUGCAUGUUUCUUCAGCAGGCUGCACUGUUUAUUGGACCUUAUUAAUCCUUUUGGUUAUCCUGAUUGUUGCUGUUGCUGCACUGUUAUACCUUCAAACAUCUGGAAAAUUACAAAGAAUUAGGGAGAUCAUAUCUGGGGAUAUGCAGCCAGUCCCCCGAAGUCCCAGUGCAUCUGACAGGGCUGAUUCGCAUGAUGGCGGAUUAUGAAGACUACAGGCAGAGGCAGCGGUAGAGGAAUUAUGGAUCUCUUUCCAUGGAUUCAACAGAUGGGGCAGAGUUGGACAGGUGCAAAUUUACAGGCUUCACCACAAGCGUGUAUCAUCCCUGACUUAGCUGGUUAGUGAGCAUAUUGAAAAACUUUUUCAGUUAGCAGAGACUAAAAACAAAAGCGUUUUCAUUUCUUCUCCAACAGUAAUGUCUGCUGCUAAUAGCAAUAACAGGAUUAUAAAUCUAUCAAGUUCUAUACAUCAGAAGACAACAGGACUGAAAAUUGAGACUGUAAAACCAGCUUUUAAGCAAAAAUAGAAGAACUUGAUCAGAAACUGAGUGUCACUCUGUCAGUUACCGUUGGAUGAGGAUGUGGCUUUCAACUGCUUUUUCAGCAACAGCUCUAACUGUCAUUGUCACUGAUUGCCACAUGUUUUUCCCAACAGCAUUAAUUGCAGAUACUUAUGAAGUAUGUUUACAUGCACACAUGGGAAAAAAAAAAAAAAAGAUUACUCUGACAAAUUGGGCAAGAUUGAACAUGUGCAUGCUUUGUAGUAAUGUGGGUACUGUAAAACAGCAAUUACAAGCAGUAAGUCAGUAAAUCAGGUUUCCCCUUUCUUGUUAUGAAAGGGAUAUUAAUCCAGGGUCUAACACACUAUGACAUCGAGUAAGACCCCCCCCUCGAGUAAGAACCCCCCUCGAGAGAUCAAGUUUGCAGACCACUAGUUUAUGUAGUUUUAGCAACCUCAGAAAUGACUGCACAAUAACGGUACACUGCAGUAUACCCCUCCAACAAGAAAACUGGUAGGUAAGACACAUAUGAACUUUGAUUGCAUUUCCAUGGAGUAAUAAUCAUACAUUUGCAUCCUUGAGCUGUGGAACUCUACUGCACUCGGUAAUCGACUUGCAGGGCUUCUCCACAACAGGAAGC